Molecule: messenger RNA, 1318 nt
Organism: Taeniopygia guttata (zebra finch)
Lineage: Eukaryota; Metazoa; Chordata; Aves; Passeriformes; Estrildidae
Gene: PGLS
Product: 6-phosphogluconolactonase
Biological process (GO): carbohydrate metabolic process; pentose-phosphate shunt
Molecular function (GO): 6-phosphogluconolactonase activity
Source: RefSeq, marked validated
GACGUCACUUCCCCCUUCUCCUUCCUCCCCCCGCCGCCGCCAUCAUGGCGGCCGUGUCGGUGUUCCCGUCCCCGGCCGAGCUCGGCGCGGCCCUGGCGCGCUCGGUGGCGGACGCGGCGGCCGAGGCGGUGGCGAGCGGCGGCCGCUUCACGCUGGGGCUGUCCGGGGGCUCGCUGGUGGCGCUGCUGGCGCGGGAGCUGCCGGCGGCGCUGCGGGCGGCCCCGGGCGCGGAGCCCUCCCGGUGGCUGCUGGCGUUCUGCGACGAGCGCCUGGUGCCGCCCGAGCACCCCGACAGCACCGGCGGCGCCUACCGGUCCCAGCUGCUGUCCCAGCUGCCCCGCCCCUCCCCCCACGUGCUGUGGGUCACCCCCGGACUGGGCCCCGAGGAGACGGCGCGGGACUACGAGGGACAGCUGAGACGGGCGUUCCCGGGCGAGGCCACGCCCCGCUUUGACCUGCUGCUGCUGGGGGUGGGGCCGGACGGCCACACCUGCUCCCUGUUCCCGGGCCACGCCCUGCUCCAGGAGCAGAAUUCCCUGAUUUCCUUCCUGGAGGACUCUCCCAAGCCGCCGCCCCAGCGGGUGACGAUGACGCUGCCGCUGCUCAACGCGGCCAAGGCCCUGCUGGUGGUGGCCACCGGCGCCUCCAAAGCCCCUGUGAUCAAGCGCAUUUUGGAGCCGCCGGAGGAGCAGCGGGAGGAGUCGGAGUCGCUCCCGGCCGCUCGACUCCGGCCGCGCUCGGGGCGGCUCUGGUGGCUCCUGGACCAGGAGGCGGCCAAGGAACUGCGGAUCCCCCUGGAAAAAUGUCCCUAAAAAUGGGAAUUCCAUGGAAAAAUGGGAACAUCGCCUGGAAAUGGGGGAAUUCCGUGGAAAAAUGUCUUUAAAAUGGAGGAAUUCCGUGGAAAAAUGGCACUAAAAUGGAGAAAUUCCAUGGAAAAAUGUCCAUGAAAUUAAGGAAAAUCCAUGGAAAAAAUGUCUUUAAAAUGGAGGAAUUCCAUGGAAAAAUGGCACUAAAAUGGAGAAAUUCCAUAGAAAAAUGUCCUUAAAAUGGAGAAAUUCCAUGAAAAAAUGUCCUUGAAAUGGAGAAAUUCCAUGGAAAAAUGUCCCUAAAAUGGAGAAAUUCCAUCAAAAAAUGUCCUUGGAAUGGAGAAAUUCCAUGGAAAAAUGUCCUUGAAAUGGAAAAAUUCUAUGGAAAAAUGUCCUUAAAAUGGAGAAAUUUUGGGGUUUUGUCCAUGGAAAAAUUGGGAAUUUGAACUGGGAGGGACUGGGAUGAACUGGGAGGGAUAAAAAUGAAUAAAAAUAGGCUGAAAAAAAGCAAA